This is a messenger RNA of Paramuricea clavata, 339 nucleotides long. NCBI's taxonomy places the organism in Eukaryota, Metazoa, Cnidaria, Anthozoa, Malacalcyonacea, Plexauridae. The record is from the annotation of a GenBank genome assembly.
AUGGCCGACCUUGAUGGUGUUAUUUGUUUUCACGCCACCUUUGACAAGCAUUUGGAAGGAAUUCAGAAAUUGCUUGAGAUGGUAAGAAGAGCCGGUUUUAAACUAUCUGGGAAGAAAUGCCAAUUUGAUAAACUUUGUGUAAGAUUCCUGGGUCACAUUAUCGACAACACUGGUGUUAGACCGCUACCUGAGAAACUAGAUAUUAUCAGGAAUUGGAAGGCUCCUGAGGAUGAAUUGCGGCGAUUUCUUGGAGUGUGCACUUUGUGGAGAAGAUUUGUGAAAGAUUUUGCCAAAAUAGCCGUUCCACCUCACAAUCUUUUAAAUGAAGAAGAAUUCUAA